This is a messenger RNA of Neoarius graeffei (lesser salmon catfish), 5856 nucleotides long. RefSeq names its product methyl-CpG binding domain protein 6 (gene mbd6). The coding region runs from base 961 to 5220 and encodes 1419 amino acids. Gene Ontology annotation, molecular function: DNA binding; chromatin binding. The record is from RefSeq and is a predicted model, not a curated record. NCBI's taxonomy places the organism in Eukaryota, Metazoa, Chordata, Actinopteri, Siluriformes, Ariidae. The transcript is spliced from 10 exons. Gene Ontology annotation, cellular component: chromocenter; nucleus.
CCAGAGAGAGAGAGAAACACACACAGCAGAAGGCAGUUGAUGGGGGAAGCUUUUUAUUUUUAUUUUUAAAGGGACAGAGCCGAAUUCGCAGCGAGCCACAAACGGAUUUUUGCCUUCAUCCUGGACCUGUCGGGAACUUCAACCGGAACCGGGAGGAUGUGUCGGAGUGCUGCUUAGGAGAUAAAAAGACAUUAAUUCUGGGAGGGAUUUAAAAAAAGAAAGAAAGAAAGGAAAGAAAAGGAAAGGAAAGCCUCUCGUCAAUUCUCUUCUCCUCUCAGCUGCACUAGCAUUAGCUUUAGCAUUAGCUUUAGCAUUAGCGCCCCCUCUUCUUCAUUUCAUUUUGGCCCUCUGCUUUGAGACAUUUCUCUGGUUCCUGGUGUUUUAUAAAUCACACUGAAAACCCCGCUGGCUUGUGUUAUGAAGGCCUUCAUGGCUCUCAGUGACCGGAUAAUCAUACGUAAUCAUGCAAAUCAUACCGGCUCUGACGUGUUGGCCAAGUGUGUGAUCGGAUUUUUCGCUUUAAACUGAUCAGCCUGAAGGAAAAUGAGAAUCAUCCACUUCUGUAAGGAGCAGUCUUGUGACCCGGAGAGUCGUCUCUCGCCGUGCUGCACGGUGACUCGCAGUGCGCUUGCGCUAUAAUCAUGCGUUUUUUACUCUGAGGUGCUUUUUGUUUUGCAUAUGUAGCCCAUGAACUCGACGACAACUCUCAUGGCUCUGAUUGGUCAGAGACCGACAUGGGAAUCCCCGUCUGCAUUUAGUAGCAGCGCGAUGAGGCUCGUCGGAGGCGCGGUUCCGCUGUGAGCCUGCCUCCGCCCCGGACGCGUUUCGCCACAGCCGACUUCUUCAGAGGAAAGUUGUAGCGCUCUGUCCUCCCGUUUCCGAGAGACACGAUGACAACUAGUGUUUGGACAGUGAAGAACGUGUGAUCUCUCCGGCGGAGUCGAGCGCUAACCCAGAAAAAUGAAUGGAGGAAAGGAGAGUGAGAGAGGGGAGGGGGAGGGGCAGCCUGUGCCUACCCAGGUGCCCAUUGGUUGGCAGCGAAAGUUGGAGUCCUCUGGGAUCGUCUAUAUCAGUCCCAGUGGUUCGGCGCUGUCCAGCCUCGAAGAGGUGAAGUCCUACCUACUCAUGGAUGGCACCUGUAAGUGUGGCCUGGAGUGUCCACUCAUCCUCCCCAAGGUGUUUAAUUUCGACCCCGGGGCCGCUGUCAAACGGAGGACCGCGGAGGACGUGAAGGCUGACGAAGAUGUCACAAAGCUUUGCAUCCACAAGAGAAAGCUCAUAGCUGUAGCCACUCUGCACAAAAGUAUGGAGUUACCGCACCCCUCCCUAACGCUGACCGGUCCCAGUGGAGGCACAAGUGCUGUGACGUCCAUGGCCCCUACCAUCCAGCGGUCCGCAACCCCUCGAGCAAUAAGGAAUAAGUCCCACGAUGGGCUGCCAAACUCGACACUACCUGACUGUAAGAACCCUUUCAAGAUGAUGGUGGCAGCAGGUCAGCGACACUACUCUGCGGAUAUGAGCGGCCCUCAGCAGACAGAGCAUUAUACCGGAUACCCUCGACAAAGAUUGGGCAGUAAUGAGCCAGGGCCCAAGUCCCCCUACCGCGGUGGACCGGGAGCUAUGCUGAGCCCUUCGAGUUUGCAAGCGUAUGGGGAUGGCUCCCUGUCCCCUAGAACAGACUCUUUGGGUAGUCCGGACGGAUUUGCACGAAGUAAUCCUUGCGGCUUUCAGGGUGCCGGUAGUCCCAGCCCGAUUCACGGCAACAGCCGGACGCCCAUGUCCCCUCCUGGCGUCAUGGUCCAUGGUUCUCCCGCCACCCAGUUAUCCUGUGCCAUGGUCGGAAGGACUAACACGCCUCUCUCCCCGACGGUCCCCAACAAAAGCCCCGUAAUGAAAAAGUCACACUGUAACGUCAGCUACCCGCCUAACGUGGACGUGACCAGAGCAGUAUUUCACCACAAGGUCCAGUCUGCGCCUCAUCCCGUUCCUCCCCCCGUUAUGCCCCCCACGUGUGCGGUCCAGAAAAAACAGAUGACUUCUGAGAAAGACCCUCUGGGAAUUCUGGACCCCAUUCCCAGCAAACCUGUCAUUCAGAGUCCCAUGACAAAUCCAAGCCCAUCCAAUUUCCAGCCCAACGCCCACUCUCAGGUACCAAUGAUGAAUGUAAACAUCCCUCCUGCCAUUGUCCCGUUGCCGAGCAACCUUCCGUUACCGACGGUGAAGCCUGGGCCGGUCGGCCACGGCGGACACGUGCAGAGGACUCAACACGGACCGGCCUCCUCCAUCUCCCCCUCGCCAGUGACGUCCCCUGUGCACGUGUCUGGGCCUGCGUUGGGCCGCGUGGAAGCGUCUCCGCAGCGAUCGCGCUCCUCUUCCACCUCGUCGGAGCACGGGAGCUUUGCCAUGCCCUCGGGGCCCCAAGCUCCGUGUGGCAGCAUUAAAGUUCCGCCGCGCUCGCCCAGAUCCUCCAUGGGUUCGCCCAGACCCGCCAUGCCUUCCAGCCCUUCUUCCAAGCCUGACGCGCUCCAUCAGUAUAAAGACCCCAACCAAGUUCUGUCAGGAAUGAGUAAUGCGAUCGGCAGUCAGCACAACUCCAUGUUUCCCCCGUCCUCGGGCAGUAGCGCCCCACAGAAGAACCACCCUGGACUACUGGGCAUGCCCCUCAACCAGAUCCUCAACCAACACAACUCUGCCUCUUUCCCUGCCAGCAGUCUACUCUCGGCAGCAGCCAAAGCACAGCUAGCAAAUCAAAACAAACUUGGUAGCGGUGGUGGGAUGGGUGCGGGUGCUGGUGGCAUGGGGAGUGGAAACGCUAGUCUCGCGAGUAAUAACGGAAACGGCGGCAGCGGGAUGCCUUGCCUUCUCGGUGGCGGAAGUAGCGGUAGCAGGGCUGUCGAAGGGCCCAACGCUUUAAAUCCCAUGUUACCGCCCAGCUCGACCAUGCUAAUGCCCAUGCCCGAGAGCCAGAGCGGACGUGCGGCUCUACGGGACAAGCUCAUGGCCCAGCAGCGCGACCCUCUCCGCAAGCGCAAACAGCCUCCUAAUCCUGGCAGCCACGACAACAUGGUCUUCAGCAUUAUGAAACCGGAUAUGAGCGGUCCCAGGCCAGCUUGCCCUCCUCCGGAGCAAAUGAGGAAAGUGCCCCGGCUUGGAGGUCUACCUCCUAACGCCUCCAUGGCCCAGCUACUCCAGUCGAUGAGCAACCAGAGCUCCCACAUGGCCAGAGGUAGUCGGCCGUUACCUGCGGUCGGCCCUAGUCAGAUGCACUUUGGAGAGGGCGCUCUGCUCCCUGGCAUGGCCCAACAGAGCAUGCAGUUACAACAGCGGCUUCACGGUCAGUCGGACCCGAUGCAUCGUCCCAGCGUGGAGCCUGGCCCUCAGAUUCAGUUCGCCGGGAUGAUGAACCAGAUGCAAGCCACGGUUCUGGGGAACUGUGGACCGUUAGGCCAAAGCGGACAGGUUCCCCUAGGACAUCCUUCGAUGGGACACCCGAGCGCUCACCCGCAGCAGCUGUCUCACGUACAUCAACAGCAACAAGGCGUUUCUCAUGGACACGUCCGGCCAAACAUGUCCUGUAUGGUACCUAAUAGCAACGACGCAAGUUGUGCCCAAGCCAUGCCCGACACAGGUAAUACAUCGUCGCUGAACUGCAGUAUAGGAAAUCCUCAGAUGGGCAGCAUCAUGAGCAGCACGGGACACGUGUUCCAGCAGCACCCGCUGCAUCCGGCACUCCAGAGCAUGCGUGGGGUUUCCCCGUACCAGACCCAGGGGCAUGCUUAUUCAGAAACGCAGUUUGCUGAGAAUAACACCUCCAACAGCAUGGGCUGUCUGUACCAGGACUACCAGGGAUGCGUGGCGGACGGCACCCCGAUCUCCCGUACGCAGAUGAGCUCGCGGCCCGGUGCGACGUCGCUUCCUGCCGAGCCGGGGACGUUCCAGGAAGGUCCGCAAGAGCUCCAGGGGCAGAACGAGGUCACGUUGGCAGCAGGCGCUAGAGGACAGGGGUCGGAGCGGUUACUGAGCGUCGGCGCGGAGGCGGCGGACGCCCUGUACCGGACGGCGGCGGACACGGCCGGUAAAGGCCUGCAAGCGGGUAUCGGCACGACGUCGGUGGGCAGUAGCGGAACGCGGGGCAGCCCUGUGCCUGCGCUGAGAGCCAUGACCGCCUUCACCGCCUCCAUCGGAGAGCCGCACGGUUUGCCGAAUGCCGUCAACGCGGUCGUCCGUGGGCCGCGCGGGCACGAAGGUGCAGACGCGCUGGUCCAGCCCUGCGCUCGGCCUCUGCCCUCGACUCGAAACAACCGUGUGCGCAGGACCUCGGAGCAGGGCAAGCGCACGCCCGACAGCACAGAAGCGCACGACUACUUCCGCUCGCCCGGGCAGCAGUGGGAAGAGCCCGGUCACGCCCAUUGGAGGGGAGAAGAGUUUCUGGAAUGUUCGGCGCAGGUGCGCAGCAGCCCGUGCAGCGACGGUGGGGAGAGAGCGCCGGGCGGCGCGGACGCGACCCCGCAGCGCCACGAGUCGUCCGAUCCGGCGGGCGACGGAAACCCCGGAAACUUCCGGUACAACCAGCUUCCCCUCCACGUCAAUUUCAAAGAGCGGCUGGAGCAGACGGUGGAGCGUUGCGCUCACGUGAACGGCGGCCCGCCUCUGUGCGUGCGAGGCAGCUACAGCGAUCCGCUUACAGGCGACGACCAGUCCCCCGGCUCCUCGACCAGCUUGGAGGGACCGCUGCUGAAGGACUACGCCCACUUCAACGGGCACUUUAACGGGCACUGCGCACCCAGCCCCUCGGACACCAAGAGCCUGAGCAGCGAGGAGGAGCUUCGCCACCCGGAUUCGCCCUCGGCCGAACUUCUGCACUACCGGCCGAGAGGCUUCAACGUCGGCGAACUCGUCUGGCCGAUUAAGGGUUUCCCUCCCUGGCCUAACAAACUAGUAGGGGACGAGCACGGCCGCAAUCCCGGCGCGCAGCUGUCCGACCAGGCCAAGGUGGAGCCUGAGAAGUUGAAAACACUAACGCAGGACCUGGAGGCGCUGAACAGAGCUGCCAAGAGGAGUAGAAAAGCUGGGAAAUUGAAUAAUCAUUUGGAAGCUGCUAUCCAGGAAGCCAUGAGUGAGCUGGACAAGAUGUCAGGCACUGUUCAUCCAAUGUCCUCAAGAGAUCGCGAACGGCAGAUGAAACUGCCCAAACCCAAAAGGAGGAAGAUCUCCAGAUAACAGAGAGAGAGAGAAGUGACCAGAACAGAAUCCAGCCUCACAGAAUCUAAACACACACUCGUGUUCUUUGUCUCUCUCUCUCUCUCUCUCUCUCUCUUUCUCUCUCUCUCUCUGUGUGUUUAACUCAGACCUGGUGCUAUGUCCUAGCAGAUGACUCAUCAAGGCCCCGCCCUCACAAAGUGACUGACAGGUGCUGGAUAAAGCCAAUCAGAAAUGGUGGCGAUUUGACUACAACUCACUGAAGAACUAUUUUUUUCUAGAAUACAAAGAAAAUAUGGAAAAAGGAAAAAAAAAAAAGUACUGCAUUUAAGAGAAUAGACAGUCCAAAUAUUUCUGAUACAUUUUCAAUGUGUAUAUAGACAAUACAGAAAUUUCAUGGAGAAAUCUUGGGAAGAAAUGUAAAUAUUGUACGAUAAUGCCAUGUACAAGCAGACAAUGCAUACUUUAUCUUGAGUUGUACAAAAAAAAUCAAAGCAGAAAACGUCUACCAACGUGCUGUUUUCUAUUCGGGUUCUCGGCCCAUAUGGCCACGUGUGAAUAGGAUGAAAUAGAGUCAGUCGGAUGAGUUUAUGUGCUUCUUUUGGAGUGUGUGUGUGUGUGUGUGUGUGUGGCUAUAACUGGUGGGAAUGGAGAUAA